UAGAUAGCGGCCUGUGGGGGCCGAUGCCUGCAAAAGAUUUGAUGAGGCUUCAUGGCUUGGUGUUUCUGGUGACUGUUUGCAGUGAUUACUUAAUUGCCUAUAAUAUACUAAACCACAACUUAAUGCUAAGGGAGCCUCAUGUUUACCCAUUACCUUCUAGACCAGGGAUGACAGAUCCAUUGUAUGUCAUCCUCAAACGGCGGAACUAAAACCUUCACCAUUCCUUUUCGCCCAGGAACCUGUUUCCCUGACAACCUGAUAGUGGCCAUGUUUAAACAGACGCAGACUGUCUACACCGAGGAGACGGUCACCUCCUGGAGCAAAUGCCUCUCACUGAACAACGAGACCUUCACCAACUGCUCAGCUGCAGUGGAGACUGUCGAAUCUCUGGAUCUCGACUGCAGUAAUGCCACCAGGACGGAGCGUCGAGUGGAGCUGGGGACUAGGGAAGGAACAAACGUGCUCGGGAUCAUUGUGUUCACGGUGGCGUUCUCCAUGUUCCUCUCGCGGCAGGGGGAGAGGGGCAGACCCGUCGUGGAGGCAAUUGCAACACUCAACGAGGUCAUCAUGUCAAUUGUCAGACUCGUCAUGUGGUUUUCGCCCGUUGGAAUUGCCUCCAUAAUCAUGGGUGAAUUACUGAAAGUGGAAGAUUUCGUGGGUCUGGUUCAGCAGAUUGGACUCUAUAUGGUCACCGUUCUGCUGGGGCUGUUCAUACACGGCUGCAUCACCUUGCCCCUGUUGUUUCUGGUACUGACGAGGUCGAACCCAAUCAAGUUGGUGAGGCACACUGCACAGGCUCUCCUGACUGCUUUCGGGACAUCUUCGAGUUCUGCAGCUCUACCAGUCACGAUCCAGUGUCUGGAAGAGAAAGCUGGAGUUGACUCCAGAGUCACGAGAUUCAUGCUCCCUGUUGGAGCUACCAUCAACAUGGACGGCACAGCUCUCUACGAGGCUGUAGCCGUUGUGUUCAUAGCUCAAGUCGAGGGAGUAAACAUGAAUUUUGCCACACUUCUCAUUAUCUGUAUCACAGCCAUAGCAGCCAGUAUAGGAGCAGCAACAGUGUCCAGUGCAGGACUGGUGACAAUGCUGAGGGAGGGACUAGUGGACGACUCCCUACAGACCAGAACAGCUACACUAUCGACAAGCUAAGGAGUGGAACUAGCUAUGACAUCACUGUUACAGUAGUCAACCCUGCUGGGAACUCUUCCACCACCUUCACUCGCUCUACUGAGGGAGGAGGUGAGUUUCAGACAUGUGUCACUCAGAAACACAGCUCUACAGUCACUGCAAUGAAUGAUAAUUGGCGAGUGGGAGCGAGCCAACCUAUUAGUGGUACGAACGGCGCGGAAUUUUCCUCAUUGGCGAGUGGGAGCUGUAAUAGUGGUCUAAACGGCGCGAUUUAUAUACGUCAUAUACUAGUGGAAAUGUUGAACAUUGUUGGCGAGCGGGAGCGACCCAACUUGGGAUUUGCCCGCGAUGUUUGGGCUGCAUAACGUGCCGUCAGCACACAGCUUUCCUUUCGUGAAGCAAGACAGAUCUACCUGUCGCCGUUACAUGCGUAUUGUACAUUGGCAGAACGGUGAGCAGGUGAGCAGAACGGUACUUACCUUACGCUUUCAGCUCGUCAGUCGUGGUCCACCAGGCAACCGGCAUGCAGCAUGCUGCUGGUGCAACGAAGCCACUGGGAGGGAGGAGGAGGAGGUGAGUGGUGGUGAGGAGGGUGGGGGAAAAGGUGUUGAAAAAAACCAAAAGACACCUUCACAGACUCAUCAGGUCGAUUGGGAAGAGGAUGAUGGACUGAUGUCUCUUCCUUCUUUCUCAAGUGAUGAUUUUAUGGACAUGCACGUUGUGUAGUAGCUAGUUGUAUAGGAGUCGGUAUGUAGAUUUUUACUUCGCGGAAGAGGUCUCUUUCACGCAUGCGCAAAACCCCCGUGCUGCGCACGCGCGUGGAAAGAACCCAAAAGGUGCUUGCUUUGCUCAUCGGUACAGUGUAUGAAAGGAGAGCUAUCGCCGGACUGAACAAGAUCGAGUUCCUGUGACUGAUCACUCGUGUACCGUGGAAGGGGAUGAUGGCG
Geodia barretti is the source of this 2075-nucleotide messenger RNA. NCBI's taxonomy places the organism in Eukaryota, Metazoa, Porifera, Demospongiae, Tetractinellida, Geodiidae. The record is from the annotation of a GenBank genome assembly.